Molecule: messenger RNA, 2021 nt
Organism: Numida meleagris (helmeted guineafowl)
Lineage: Eukaryota; Metazoa; Chordata; Aves; Galliformes; Numididae
Gene: CLNK
Product: cytokine dependent hematopoietic cell linker
Exons: 12
Coding region: 752-1582 (276 amino acids)
Biological process (GO): cell surface receptor protein tyrosine kinase signaling pathway; intracellular signal transduction
Source: RefSeq, a predicted model, not a curated record
AAAAAAAAAAGAAGCCACAUUAAACAAAAUGCUGCUUUUUAUCUGCAUGUUAUGCCAGUAACUGUGAUGUGAUACAGGUGUGAGGAAAGGUUUUGAAAUGCAUUUCAAAAAGGCAAAAUUCCGUACUACCAUCCCACUUUGCCAUCUUUCCCAGAAAAAUAAAAAUGUCAUUGAGAUACAAAGUUAAUGACUUGAGAACACAUGCCAGCUCACACUUUAUCUAUUUCUUUUAGCGGGCCAUGAUUGCAGUAUUUUUUAGAAGCUAAAGUAAAAAUUAAAAGUUCUCUGAAGAGCAAACACCUCCACCUCUCACUAAACCCCAACAACUCAUUCAAGAUAAUGAGCAAAUUCACUGAUCCACUCACAGCUUAGGUCAAACAUCUGCCUUAGCUGUGUACCAGCUCAUGAAGUUUUAUUUUUAUUUAUUUAUUUAUUUAUUUUACCACUGUGAGGAACAUGAUCAAUACCACUACUAAAGUAAUAUGGAAGUUCAGGAAGGGCAAAAUGAAAACGCUAUAAAAAUGGCAAUGCCUGACAUCAAAACCAUGUUCUAAACAUUAAAAUUUAUUCAUCUUGGAAGACAGCAUCUUUCAAAAGACUGAAUUACUCAAGAUUGCUUUUUCUUCCUCUUUUAUAGAUAAACAUUGUCUGAAGCCUUCAGGUACCGCUCACAUGAGCAGUCAGCACCCACCUCAGCCCGCUCAGUAUUUACCUAAACAUACGUCUGCUCUAGAGGCGAGGAACAUGCCAAAUGUUAAAGAAACCUUUGCCUCCCCCACGGCCUCUGAAGACACUGCCAAAACAGUAUCAGCCACUUCCUCCAGAGCCGAAGAUAAGCAGCCAGGUCUUCCACACCAGGGAAACACCCAGCCAGGCUCAUACUUUUCCAAUAUCAGCAAAGCCCACAAGGCAUCUAUCUUUUAGAGAAUGGAAUGAAGCAUCUGGAAGAGAUAAAGAUACAAGGAAGCAACUUGAAUUGAUUUUACAAGCACAACAGUAUAAAGCAGAGCAUCUUCCUGAAGCCAGCUUUCAAUAUACGCAGAGCUCCAAAAACGUUUGCAGCUCAGGAUCCACGUUAAAUGCAGAGAAUGUGUCAGUCAAGAGGUCACCAUCUCCCAUACACUAUACAUCAUGUGAAAAUAAACCAAAACAUUCACUUGUAGAAGAGGAAAUGGAAUAUAUUGCCCAACACACUGAAAAGGACUUAGAGAAAUAUGAAUGGUACAUCGGAGAAUAUGAUCGCCACGAAGCAGAGGCGGCGCUGCUGGAGGAGAACACUGAUGAAACUUUCUUGGUUAGAGAUUGUUCACAGAAAUCAAACUCUGAACCAUAUGUCUUGGUUGUCUAUUACGGAAGAAGAGUAUACAACAUUAAAGUACGUUUUCUGGAGGACAGUCAACAGUAUGCACUGGGAACAGGGCUCAGAGGAGAUGAUAAAUUUAGCUCUGUGAAAGAUAUAAUUGACUUCUACAAAUCUGUUCCCAUCACACUCAUCGAUGGAAAGGAUAAAACAGGAAUCCAGAGAGUACAAUGCUACCUUACAUAUCCAUUAAAGUUGCGCAGAAGAUGUUUCCUACCUUAACCUCAUCAACUUUUGAAUAAAUAUAAAUAGAACAAUUAUUUAAAUGUACAAAAAGCCAAGUUAACCUUUGAGCAAUCAGCUCCCCAUAUUAUGAAGAAUUCUGCGUGUUCCACUAAAAUCUUCUCUCCAACUUGGAUUAUAGAUCUACUGCAUUUUUGAAUUCUUGCAAUGUGUUUUUAUCUAGUAGAUGUAAAAACUUUAUGUAGGUGAAGUAUACAUCACUGUAUUAACUCACAGAAAAGCAUUAAGAGACCGACUCCUAAUACUCUGACAACAGUUGAGCAAUUUGCUUAUUUUGCAUUGUACCUAACACAAGAUAAAAACCAAAUUCAGUCUUGCUUACUUGAACGUCACUGAAGCUCAUUCAGUAGCAAAACCUAAUAAAAAAAUCUGUACCAAAAAAAAUAUUCUUUCCUAUAAAAAUACACAUGAAACAUUA